AUGGCUCGGAUUCAAAUCAAUACUUUCAUGAGCAAAUUACAAGGCGAUGAAAAACGUCUGGCUGAUCUUGAGUUCAAUCUUUGCAUACGCGGAACGGGGUCCAAGGCUAGUACGAGCCAGCUGCGCAGCAAAAUUGGAAAGGAUAAAGAGCUGUUGGCGUCGUUGAAGGAACAGCUUCAAUCGUGCACUGAGUACUUUGCCAAUUUAGACAGGCCCUUUCCCCCGCCCAGGACAGGCCCCCCAAAGCCUACCUACGUAUCCCCAAACAGUACAUUGCCCAAUGGUCCCCGAUCACAUUCUCCGUUUCGUGGUCAAGUGCCAAAUGUUCUUAGACCCCAGGCCCCACUAACGGGCUCGACUCAAUCCAUGCCACGCCAUCCUCCUUCUCCUACGGGAUUCUUUGGAGCUCCCCGCGCCACGAGCUCGCCUGUUUCUCAGCCACCUCUUAAUUCAUCUCACGCGCGGCCAGAUAAUCACCAGGCACCUAAGGGGGCGCCGGACAUGUCAACGCAUGCUGAAGUCGAUAUCUUGACGGCGCAGGUCCAACAGCUCAAGGACCAACUAUCGCAGGUGUCCUCUCGGCUCGAGCGACUGACGGAGCGUCUGAAGGAGACGGGUGCCGCUGAUUGUGAAGGACCAAAGCACAAACCUCAAAGCGCCAAAGAUGCAUCCCCUCCGCCCGGUGCUCCGACUGUGAAGGAUGUGCGACGGGCCGUACAAGACAUACAGCGUAUGAAGGAAGAGUUUAGGAUGCGUAUCAGCCGAAUGCCCCACGUCUUUAUUCCGCAGAUACAAUGGGAUCCAUUCGCGAAGCUGUACACAGAGGCGAGUGCGGAAGCAGCCCUCAUAGAGCCAGAACUGCCUGUCUAUGUUUGCACCUUCGAUAGACAUACCAUCAGACGACUAAUUGCGACCCUGAUGGUCAUCGAAUAUCUGAAGCACGGUCGUGAGCAGAAGAAGAUUCAUAAUAUGAUAGAUCUAGAGAGCUUGUCUCUCACAGUACGGUUCAUGAAAGAUAUCAAGAAGGCCCUCUCGUCUGGAAAGAAUCAUGUUUACAGCAAGGACAGCGAGUCUUCUAGCUGUUUUGCCUCUCUGGUCGAAAUUGAAGAGGAACCUAAUCUGCCGGUAACAGUGACUCGCCCGGCUUCUACGGAAUACGUGCCGACGACAGGGUUGAAGCGAGCGCGCGAAACAUCUCCAGAUGAAGAGGACGACGAUGAUCAUGAUUCGCGUCCGAAGAAAGCGCGACUCGAGCAUGGAGCGGAGCAAGGGAGCGAGCCGCACGGCUUGUGA
Messenger RNA from Fibroporia radiculosa, 1293 nucleotides. RefSeq lists its product as uncharacterized. The coding region runs from base 1 to 1293 and encodes 430 amino acids. Lineage: Eukaryota; Fungi; Basidiomycota; Agaricomycetes; Polyporales; Fibroporiaceae. The transcript has 4 exons. The record is from RefSeq and is a predicted model, not a curated record.